This is a messenger RNA of Monoraphidium neglectum, 444 nucleotides long. RefSeq names its product selenoprotein Flags: Precursor. The record is from RefSeq and is a predicted model, not a curated record. Gene Ontology annotation, cellular component: endoplasmic reticulum lumen. Bases 1 to 444 code for a protein of 147 amino acids. Lineage: Eukaryota; Viridiplantae; Chlorophyta; Chlorophyceae; Sphaeropleales; Selenastraceae. Gene Ontology annotation, molecular function: oxidoreductase activity. The transcript has 3 exons.
AUGCAGCGCGGCGACCGGGUCAGCGGGCGACGCGGCAGCGGUAUCUUCACGGGCCUGGCGAGCUGCUCUGACUGCGAUCUGCUGGGCGAGUACCUGCCAGAGUCCGAUGCGCUGCUGGCCGACUGCAAGGCGUGCUGCGUGAAGGACGUGCAAGAGGCGGCGAAGUUCACAAAGGCCGUCAUAGAGCUGUGCCCCUUCAAGCGCGCCGGGCUGCCGCAGAUCGAGGAGUUCAUCAAGAAGCAGAAGAAGGCGUUCGGCGCGGCACUGUCCGUCCGCGAGUACCCCGGCGCCUACCCCAAGCUGGUGCUGUCGGACAAGGCCAGCGGCGCGCACAGCAGCAUACGCAUCGACAACUGGCGGGCGUCCACCAUCGCAGAGUACCUGCGGGACAAGCUCACGCUGCCGGCGGCGGCGGCGGCGGGCAAGAAGGCCGCAGCGUCGUGA